AUCAACUUCCUCAGUUUCAAGAUGGCAGACCCAUAACAACAAUGGAAGUCCAUGUUACUUGGACAUAAUAUUUUGCUACCAAGUUUCAGAUAUACAGAAUGUACACUUACAACAAACAAAGGCCUAAACACAUUCUGCAGAAAGAGCAGAAUAACCAGCCCCAAUUACUUGAACCAUUUGUUUUUCGACCCACACAUGCCACAGACCCAGCUAUGAGGCGCUUCACCCAACCUUCAUUUAACACCAGUGAGCUUCAGCUUCAGAACUUUGCUGGCCACAAGGACUCACAGGAAAAAAUUCCUAUCCACUACCGGGUAUCGAGCAAAAAGUCAGGUGGAGCGUCAGCAUCAUCAGUCCAGGAAUCUGGUAGUGAAGGGACAGGUGCAGGGGAUGAGGAAUCAUCUUCACCAAGCAGAGAAUCUCGCAGUGCUCAUAUGCUAAAGGUCCAUAAAACAGCAGCUUUCCUUCCUGGAGACCAGGUUAUUUUUGCCGAGAGCCCUUCAGCCCCAGGUGUGCCAGUUGUAUACAGAACACCUGAAGAGCGUGCCACCAAUCCUGAUCGACUCAACCUUGACAGACGGAAGUUGACAGUCUGCCCCAUGCUUGAGGGCGAAGACCAGCUUAGGUUGUUGAAUUAUCAGCACAACAGCAUCACACGCAUCCAGCAUCUGUCAGCACUACGGCGUCUUAUUUUUCUGGACCUUUAUGACAACCAGAUAGAGCAGAUAACUGGUCUGACCUCCCUCAGAUCCCUGAGGGUCCUCAUGCUCGGCAAAAACAGAAUUAAGAAGAUUGAAAAUCUGGAUACGCUUUCUAAACUGGAUGUUCUUGACCUCCAUGGAAAUCAGAUCAGCACAAUUGAAAAUCUGAGUCACCUGUCAGAGUUACGGGUGUUGAAUUUAGCAGGAAACCAGAUCGUCCUUGUUGACAGCCUUUCUGGUCUUGAUGCUCUGGCUGAACUCAACCUCCGCCGCAACAAGAUCCGCGCAGUGGCUGAUGUGGAUAGUUUGCCAAACCUACAGCGACUCUUUCUCAGCUUUAACGAGAUCUCAAAUUUUGAAGAUGUGCAGUGCCUGGGAGACUCCAGCAGUUUGUCAGAGAUUUGUCUAGAUGGAAACCCGAUCUGUCAGGACCCCAGCUACAAGCAAGUGGUGCUGCGUCACAUGCAGCAGCUCAAGCAGCUGGACAUGCGGCGAGUCACGGAAGAAGAACGACGUCUGGCCUUGGUCAUGGCUCGGAAAGAAGAAGAAAGACGCCGUGAACUAAACAAAGUGGCUGUGCUAAAGGAGCGGCGCCGGCUGGCCAUCAACAAUGCUAAACGACAAUGGGAGACAAUGCAAGGGUCCCUUAUUUCCAACACGUCCAAGAUGGCCAAAGGGCCUGCUGUACGUGAGCUGUAUGCCAACCAUGUAGGUUCUCUCCCCAUUUCAGGGGAUAUUUUUGCUUGCCAUUCAGCUCAGUAUGAGGAGUCAUUAGGUGUCACAAGCAGUGAAAAGCGGCCUGGUAGUGCUCACAGCAGCCUGACGGACUUAUCACAGGAAAGUCAUCAUGAGGGUGAAAGACCACGUACUGCACUACGCCGCAAUGACACUAAGUCUGCACCCAAAGAAACCGUCAUUUUUGGGUCUGAGGGAGGUGGCAGUGCUGAAAACCUCAACAUGGUUGCAGAACUGGAGGGAGACACUCUCACUCUAUACGGCCCGCUAGCAUUGGGUGCAUUUGACCGUAACUGGGGCCUACAGGCAGCUGGGGCCAUAACCAGUAUUGUCUUUAGGUUCAUAGACUUUGAUGAAAUCACCAAGCAGCUGCACAAAGUGAGGUCACGAUUCCCUAGCACUCAGAGUCUUGAAUUCACUAACACCAACAUACACAGCUUACAGCAGAUCAAUGCACUGAGUGUAGUGCGAAGCCUGGACCACCUGACCAUUGCCCUCGAUGGCAACCCUGUCACAAAGUUCACUCUCUGGCGCCUUUACACCAUUUUCCGCCUUGCACACUUCUCUCUUAAAAAAAUCAAUGAUGUUGAGGUUUCUGGUGCUGAUGUUAUCAAUGCUGAGCGACUCUUUGGUUCCUUAUCUCUCAUUGUCACAAGUCAGUUUUCACAGCAAAGACUUGACACACCUGUUGGUGAUGGGAGGAAAAAACACCUGACUCAUGGUGAAGAUAAACCCCGAAAGAGUGAGGGAAAAGGCGACAAGUCUCAUGUGGAGCAGUCUGGGAGAGCAGCACUUGUCUACACGGCAGCUGACAUACGGGCAGGACGACAGGAUGCAGAGAAGAAGCGGGAAUUUGCACAAACGUACCUGAGUGAGAUGAGCAGGGAGGCCAUAUUUUGUGAUCGAAAGCGUCUGGAGCUGGUACGUCUGUGGCCGUCUAUGUUUGUCACCAUGGUGCAGACAGCACUAGCACAGAUGGCAGAAGCUGGAAGCUAUGCUAAAAAAACUCUGGAAAACAUAUAGGGCAGUCACUGACCAUUCCUACCCCUCUUUAGCAUUAUGGUAAUAGUACCAACAUGACUGGUGGCAGUUUCAACACUCCUGCUCCUCCAAUCAGCAACUCUGCAUGACAUUGCAGUUUGUUAUGUAUAAUGAUGAAAUUGGCCACAAGAGUUCAGUGGUGUGCAUAUAGCAAGUAUGAUGCAAAAGUCUUGAAAGAUAUUUUGUGUAAUAAACGUCCUUUUAUUUUGGUUCUAGAGAUGUGUUCCUUUUUCUGUGACACAGGAAUCUUACAAGACAUUUCAUUUUGUGUGACACAACAGAUCUGCAGGAAAUUACAGUCUUUUGUGGGCAUCUGGAAAAAAACUGCAUAAAUUAUAUUGAUAAACAUUCCAGAAAAAUAAUUUAUAAUUAUGACCAAUUUCAUUGCGCCAAUAAAUACACAAAAAUAAUUUAAAUUUUUUUUUCUCAUAAUUUUGUCUUUUCUUGUCUUUAUAUUAAAUUAUUCUUUGUCAUCAGUAUUGAACACAGAAAGAUUAUAUGGUGUUACGACUUUACACACAAAGAAUCUGGUAUGACUAUUACUAAACUUAGAUUAUCUCAUGCACUGAAUAAGUCUUGUGCAUGUAAAAGAGUUAUUGCAAGGCACCGAACAAUCUUAAAAUUUGUUGCAGCUCACUCAAAUAUCUAGUUAUGAACAUGCUCUGCUUAUAAGCAGUAUGUUUGUAUUUUAUAAAAGUAUGUUUGGUCCUGUUGUAAUUUAUAAGCAUAUUAAAUUCUGGUCUGGAAUAUAUAUAUAGAAUAUGAAGCGUACCCAUUAGACCUGUUCUUAACUGUUUACAUAUAACAUUCAUUUUUUUUCUCAUUUUUGACCCAAUUCAUUGUAUAUGACACUCACACAUACAAAAUUUUAGAUGAGGGAAAAUAAAUUAUCUUUCCAGUUUCUUCAACUCUUGAGUGGGUGAAUAAAUCAGUGAUGAACAAACUUAUGCAUUUAUUAACUGGUUGAUGUAUGUUGACAGACUAAAAAGGAUUUAGGUCUCAGUUGGAUUUGUAUACAGACAUCUUGUCACCAUUAAGAUUUACAAUGAUCUACGUCAUGUUUGUUAGGUGAUCAUGAAUUUAAAUAGUUGAUAGUGUUCGGAUAUGUGUGUAUGCAGAGGUAUUUCAUGUUCAUUUAGGUGUUUAUAGUAUGGAUCACCAAAGUGAUGCUUUGUUUUCUUAUUCUUGUCAGUAAAAUCAUGAUACUUCUA
Messenger RNA from Pomacea canaliculata, 3688 nucleotides. Its product is annotated as leucine-rich repeat-containing protein 49-like. The record is from RefSeq and is a predicted model, not a curated record. NCBI's taxonomy places the organism in Eukaryota, Metazoa, Mollusca, Gastropoda, Architaenioglossa, Ampullariidae. Gene Ontology annotation, molecular function: protein binding.